GGCCCACGGCGCGACCGUGAGAGAAAGUUGAAAGGCGGGCGGCUUCCUGCCCGGCGGCCCCGCGCGGGGCGGGGGCGUCCGUCUGUCCGUCUGCGCUCGCUCGCCCGCCGAAGCGGGGGACGGCCGCCGUCCCGGCGCGCGUGGACCGUGGCCCUGGCCCCACCCUUCCACGGGCAGGCUGAGACCCUCAGGAGAAGUCUCGGGGUUGCACGACGACGAUUGUGAAAACCGCCCAACAGUUCUGCCUUUCUUGACUAUCUCGAGAUUAAAAAAUAAAUCAUGACUGAAUCUGCCUCUAGCACAAGUGGUCAAGAGUUUGAUGUAUUUAGUGUUAUGGACUGGAAAGAUGGAGUAGGUACAUUACCAGGAAGUGACUUGAAGUUUCGGGUAAAUGAGUUUGGAGCCCUGGAAGUUAUUACAGAUGAGAGUGAGAUGGAAAGUGUUAAAAAAGCAACUGCUACCACCACGUGGAUGGUGCCAACUGCUCAAGAAGCCCCGACCUCUCCCCCGAGCUCCAGGCCCGUAUUUCCACCUGCCUACUGGACAUCUCCACCUGGAUGUCCCACAGUCUUUUCAGAGAAGUCUGGGGUACCUUUCAGGUUGAAGGAUCCAGUGAAAGUGGAAGGGCUUCAAUUCUGUGAGAACUGUUGUCAGUAUGGCAAUGUAGAUGAGUGUCUGUCUGGAGGAAGCUAUUGCAGCCAGAAUUGCGCUCGGCAUAUCAAAGACAAAGAACAGAAAGAAGAAAGGGACAUGGGAGAAGACAACGAGGAAGAAGAUCCCAAGUGCAGUCGGAAGAAAAAACCAAAAUUGUCUCUGAAAGCUGAUGCCAAGGAGGAAGGAGAAGACAGAGAUGAUGAGAUGGAGAACAAACAAGAUGGAAGAAUCCUGAGGGGUUCGCAGAGGGCCCGCAGGAAAAGACGAGGUGAUCCAGCUGUCUUGAAGCAGGGUUUGCCUCCUAAAGGAAAGAAGGCUUGGUGCUGGGCAUCCUACCUGGAGGAGGAGAAAGCUGUGGCAGUGCCAGCGAAGCUGUUCAAGGAGUAUCAGUCCUUCCCAUAUAACAAAAAUGGAUUCAAAGUUGGCAUGAAGUUGGAAGGUGUGGACCCUGAGCAUCAAUCUGUGUACUGUGUCCUCACUGUGGCUGAGGUUUGUGGAUACCGAAUAAAGCUUCACUUUGAUGGUUACUCUGACUGUUACGACUUCUGGGUAAAUGCAGAUGCCCUAGAUCUUCACCCCGUUGGCUGGUGUGAGAAAACUGGCCAUAAACUCCAUCCUCCAAAAGGAUAUAAAGAAGAAGAAUUUAAUUGGCAGACCUAUCUUAAGACAUGCAAGGCUCAAGCUGCUCCUAAAUCAUUAUUUGAAAACCAGAAUAUAACAGUGAUCCCAUCAGGCUUCCGGGUUGGAAUGAAGCUUGAAGCUGUAGACAAAAAGAAUCCUGCGUUCAUCUGUGUUGCCACGGUAACAGAUAUGGUGGACAAUCGUUUCCUGGUACAUUUUGACAACUGGGAUGAGAGCUAUGACUAUUGGUGUGAAGCAUCUAGUCCACACAUUCAUCCAGUUGGUUGGUGUAAAGAACAUAGACGAACCCUAAUCACUCCACCAGGUUAUCCAAAUGUGAAACAUUUUUCUUGGGAUAAGUAUUUAGAAGAAACCAAUUCUUUACCUGCUCCUGCAAGAGCUUUCAAAGUGAAACCUCCACAUGGAUUCCAGAAAAAAAUGAAGCUUGAGGUUGUAGACAAAAGAAACCCCAUGUUUAUUAGAGUAGCUACUGUUGCAGAUACCGAUGAUCACCGAAUAAAAGUUCACUUUGAUGGCUGGAAUAGUUGCUAUGACUAUUGGAUAGAUGCAGAUUCUCCUGAUAUUCACCCUGUUGGCUGGUGCUCAAAAACUGGACAUCCUCUUCAGCCUCCUUUGAGCCCCUUAGAGUUAAUGGAAGCUUCAGAACAUGGUGGAUGCUCAACUCCAGGAUGUAAAGGGCUUGGCCAUUUUAAGAGAGCGAGGCACCUGGGCCCUCACAGUGCUGCCAACUGUCCCUAUUCGGAAAUCAAUUUGAAUAAAGACCGUAUUUUCCCAGACCGUUUAAGUGGGGAGAUGCCUCCAGCUAGCCCGUCAUUUCCAAGAAAUAAAAGGACAGAUGCAAAUGAAAGCUCUUCAUCUCCUGAAAUCAGAGAGCAGCAUGCCGAUGAUGUCAAAGAAGACUUUGAAGAGCGAACAGAAAAUGAAAUGAGGACAUCACAUGAAGCCAGAGGUGCCCGGGAAGACCCUACCAUACAGCAGGCACAACGGCGCUCCGCUGUCUUUCUGUCCUUCAAGUCCCCGAUUCCGUGUCUGCCCUUGCGCUGGGAGCAGCAGAGCAAGCUUCUUCCAACAGUCGCCGGCAUCCCUGCCAGCAAAGUUUCCAAAUGGAGCACAGAUGAGGUAUCAGAAUUCAUACAGAGCUUACCUGGGUGUGAAGAACACGGAAAGGUAUUUAAAGAUGAACAAAUCGAUGGAGAAGCGUUUCUACUUAUGACCCAGACGGACAUUGUGAAAAUUAUGAGUAUUAAGCUGGGCCCUGCUCUCAAAAUUUUCAAUUCUAUCCUGAUGUUCAAAGCUGCAGAGAAGAAUUCUCACAACGAACUUUGAAGAUGGUGAAUUCUGAAUGCCAUCAGCUUUCUGAGUUAGAGCUCAUGUUUUAUUCAAAGCACAAGGACGGUUAUAACUCCUAAGCGAGAAGUCUCCAAAACUCAAAAGAGCAACACUAUCGGAUUAUUUAUAUUCCUCAAGAGACAAUGUAUAUGAAUUCUUAUGAAAGUGCUUGAGCUUUUAACCAGGUACUGUCUAAAAACAGUCAUCUUUUGGUUCUGUUCACUGAGCUAAAUUUAUCUUUGUAAAUCUUUUUGAGGCCAGGGAGGGUGGGGGACAGGGGGACUUCAUUAAUUAUUUAUGGCUAAGGGGGGGGCAGAAUAAGAAAUUUUGGCAUUUUGUAAACAUUGUUGAAUUCUCUUUCAUGUACACUGUUUCUUUUUCAAUACUUUCAGAAGCCUUUUUAUAUAAUCAAAUAUCAACUUAAACCAAAUUAGUCAAAACCUGGCUAAUCUUAGCCAGUGGGACUGUUACCUGUAUUGUUCCUUUUGUGCCAUAUUUUGAACUGCAGCAUUAUGCUAAGGUUAACUUUGCAAGUCAUGAUAUUGCUUAACUGCUUGUCAUAAUAUUUGUCGGGGCUGAAUAGUUGUAAAAAUUACUUUUCUUUGAAUCAGUGUUUUUACUUUUGCACGCAUUAUGAAAUGUUAAACAAAGUACUUUUCACCAGCAUCUUUACUAUAAUUACCAAAAACAUGUAUAUAAAAGAAUGGAAUUGAGAAAUAAAAUAUAUAAACAUAA
Molecule: messenger RNA, 3360 nt
Organism: Lepus europaeus (European hare)
Lineage: Eukaryota; Metazoa; Chordata; Mammalia; Lagomorpha; Leporidae
Gene: L3MBTL3
Product: L3MBTL histone methyl-lysine binding protein 3
Exons: 23
Coding region: 280-2622 (780 amino acids)
Biological process (GO): regulation of DNA-templated transcription
Cellular component (GO): nucleus
Molecular function (GO): zinc ion binding; protein binding
Source: RefSeq, a predicted model, not a curated record